Messenger RNA from Sinocyclocheilus rhinocerous, 840 nucleotides. Its product is annotated as dimethyladenosine transferase 1, mitochondrial. Gene Ontology annotation, biological process: transcription initiation at mitochondrial promoter; rRNA methylation. NCBI's taxonomy places the organism in Eukaryota, Metazoa, Chordata, Actinopteri, Cypriniformes, Cyprinidae. The transcript has 7 exons. Gene Ontology annotation, cellular component: mitochondrial matrix. Gene Ontology annotation, molecular function: mitochondrial transcription factor activity; rRNA (adenine-N6,N6-)-dimethyltransferase activity. The record is from RefSeq and is a predicted model, not a curated record.
ACUGAAGGGAGAUGGCAGCUACACAGAAACUGGCCUGUUUUCGGUUACCUCCUCUGCCUACCAUAAAGGAGAUUAUCAAGCUGUAUAAUCUGAGAGCAGAGAAACAGCUUUCUCAGAACUUCCUCCUAGACAUGAGACUCACAGAUAAGAUUGUCCGGCAGGCGGGGAACCUGAAGGGCGUACAUGUGUGUGAGGUGGGACCUGGACCUGGGGGCCUCACCAGGUCUAUUCUGAAAGCUGGAGCAGCAGACUUAUUAGUGGUGGAGAAGGACACACGCUUUAUUCCAGGAUUGCAGCUUUUGUCUGAGGCUGCCCCUGGAAGAAUGAGGAUAGCACAUGGAGAUAUUCUCACAUACAGACUGGAAAGAGGGUUCCCAGCCCACAUAGCCAAGACAUAGGAAGAUGUACCCCCCAACCUGCACAUUAUUAGGAAUCUGCCCUUUAGUGUGUCGACUCCUCUCAUUAUAAAGUGGCUGGAAUAGAUGUCUAACAGAACUGGGUGCUUUAUGUUUGGACGUACAAGGCUUACACUGACCUUCCAGAAAGAUGUGGCUGAAAGGUUAACAGCCAGCACAGGAAGCCGUCAACGCAGCCGUCUGUCUGUCAUGGCUCAGUAUCUCUGCACUGUCAAAAACUGUUUCACCAUCCCAGGAUGUGCCUUUGUUCCAAAACCUAACGUGGAUGUGGGGGUGGUGCACUUCACUCCGCUGGCUCAGCCCCAGAUCCAGCAGCCCUUCAAGCUGGUCGAGAGGAUUGUCAAAAAUGCCUUCCAGUUCCGGAGGAAGCACUGCCGCAGAGGACUUGAGUAAGCAUUUCCCUGGCAUUCUGAUGCUGUUCCCA